AUGGCGGCUGGAAUGGAAGAUUCAGCGGAGUCAAAGGGAGAGAGUUCGGAGGAGCGCGGACACGUGGAAAGAGGAGAGAGGGAUGGUGACGUAAGGAGGGACGUAGUAGGGACAGAAUGGAAGCACGCGGUGGGUAUUGAGACUCAGGUGAGGUGUGGUAUUGUGUCGAAGUAA
Dovyalis caffra is the source of this 174-nucleotide messenger RNA. The record is from the annotation of a GenBank genome assembly. NCBI's taxonomy places the organism in Eukaryota, Viridiplantae, Streptophyta, Magnoliopsida, Malpighiales, Salicaceae.